AUGAUUCGUUAGCGAUUCGGACGGACAUCGCUAGUUUGGGAAAGACCCCUGCAGAAACUUUGCUUGCCACGUAGUCGAGGCUGCACAACUUGUAGUUUGUGAAGCUUUUCAUGUUUUGUUGUGUAUGAAACGUCAGCUGAACAGUUAGAGGUUGUUAAACUGGUCUUAAUAUUAAGAUGAUUCCAGAAUUGUGGACAUGCAUUUUUUCUGCAUUCUUCUUUUACGUGCAUGGAGCAAAACUCCCGGAACCAGAGGUGAAAAUAGAAGUUCUAUACAAACCUUUCCUUUGCCAUCGUAAAUCCAAAUACGGGGAUAUUCUUCUGGUUCACUACGAUGGCUUUCUGGAGAGUAAUGGCACAAUGUUUCAUUCCAGCCGUCAUCACGGAGACAAAAACCCUGUCUGGUUCACAUUGGGGAUCCGUGAGGCGAUCAAGGGUUGGGACAAGGGUCUUCAAGGCAUGUGUGUGGGGGAGAAGAGGAAACUGACCAUCCCUCCAUCUCUUGCAUAUGGCAAAGAGGGCAAAGGUAAAAUCCCUCCAGAGAGCACUCUGAUUUUUGACAUUGAGAUCAUAGAGAUCCGAAAUGGGCCCAGGUCACACGAGUCCUUUCAGGAAAUGGACCUCAAUGAUGACUGGAAACUUUCCAAAUCAGAGGUCAAAGAAUACUUGCGCAAAGAGUUUGAAAGACACGGAUACGCCGCCAAUGACACCCAUCAUGAAGUGAUGGUUGAGGACAUCUUCCAAAAAGAAGAUGAAGACAAUGAUGGAUAUAUAUCAGCCCGGGAGUUCACUUACAAACAUGAUGAACUAUAAAUACACACUCCUGCAAAACCACAGCAAUGUUUACCUUCAGAAGAUUCCAAUAUUUACCUUCAGAGAUUUGCAGGUUGUCGGUAUCAUUUCACAUCAUGUGACAGUAGAUAUAAACAGGUUUUCUGUUAUCUACAGGUCAUGUAUGCAAUUCAUUUUUUUUUUUUUUUUUAAAUAUACACUCAGGUGUUAUAAAGUAUAUUUGAGCUGAAGAUUGUAGGUCUUAUUCAAUGUCAUGAUGUUAAAUUCUGCUCAAAGAGAAUGUUUUGUCCCUAAAGUGCCUGUUGAACAUUUCCGUGCUGAUUUUUUAAUGGUAUGUGAGUGUGUUACUUAGAGCCAAAUGAAUUAUGCAGUAUUGUUUACAGUAUUUCGAGGAUCUUAAAGUUACUUUGUCAGGAGUUGCCUGUAAGUAUUUCUUAUAAAGUGUAAAAUAUA
Megalobrama amblycephala (Wuchang bream) is the source of this 1244-nucleotide messenger RNA. It is a transcript of the gene fkbp14, whose product is annotated as FKBP prolyl isomerase 14. The record is from RefSeq and is a predicted model, not a curated record. Gene Ontology annotation, molecular function: peptidyl-prolyl cis-trans isomerase activity; calcium ion binding. The transcript has 4 exons. Bases 177 to 812 code for a protein of 211 amino acids. NCBI's taxonomy places the organism in Eukaryota, Metazoa, Chordata, Actinopteri, Cypriniformes, Xenocyprididae.